AUGAUAAGAAAGGAAGACAUAAUGUGUAUUGAAAAGACAGGGUCCGGUCCAUUCUGGGAGGAAUUUCUUGUGUUUAUAGAAGUUAGAAAAAGAGUCGGGGGGCUCUAUCACCUCCGUGUUAUGAAAAAAAAGAAGAUAAUAGACUAUGGGGAGUGUGACAUGAUACAGAAUGAAUACUACAUCCGAUCUCGGAUACGACAUCCUUUUCUCAUCAAUACCAUAUGUGGAUUUCAAGACUAUGAGCAUCUGUUCUUGGUUUCUGAACAAUCCCAGAACUACCUUGCCAAUUUGAUCAGUUCCGAGGGAAGGUUCUCAGCAAAGGUGUCAAGGUUCUAUAUGGCGGAGAUACUUCUGGCAAUACAGUACUUGCAUUCAAAGGGGUUCACCUAUGGAUUUCUGUCUCCAAAGAACAUGAUGAUAGGAGACGAUGGGCAUAUAAAGCUGAAAUACGACUUUUUGAACGGUAUAGACUGUGUUGUUGGAGAUUUUGAGGAAAAUAUAGAGUAUGCAUCGAUAGAUUAUGCAAACAGUGGAGAGUUUGGGCCUGUGUCUGACUACUGGUCUAUGGGAAUAAUAUUAUACCAUAUGCUUGGCGGUAUCACUCCGUUUGCAGCACCUGGCAUGGAUUCCGUUAUUACAAGAAUUAAGACGAAUAGAAUUAGGUUCCCGGAGUUUUUUGAUGAACAUGCCCGAAACUUGAUAUCAAAGUUGUUAGUUACCUCUCCUAGAGACAGGCUCGGAUAUAUGGAAGAGGAUGCAGAGAUGAUCCGAAAACACCCCUUUUUUGAAGGAAUAAGCUGGGUGGAUGUUCUAGAGAAAAAGAUAAAGCCUCCGUUUCUGUUUAAUGUUACGAAAAAGGAAUGUACUUCGAGAUCGGCAAAUCUUAGAAUUCUUUAUACAACAGAUUAUCUUCCCGACCAAAAGGACGGAUAUGGGCAAACAUUCAGAGGAUAUGGAAGCAUAUAUUCUCCGGAUAUUCAUAGGAAGAUAUGGAGAUACGGUUACAUUUGA
Messenger RNA from Encephalitozoon romaleae SJ-2008, 1011 nucleotides. RefSeq names its product ribosomal protein S6 kinase. Bases 1 to 1011 code for a protein of 336 amino acids. The transcript has a single exon. Gene Ontology annotation, molecular function: ATP binding; protein kinase activity. The record is from RefSeq and is a predicted model, not a curated record. Gene Ontology annotation, biological process: protein phosphorylation. Lineage: Eukaryota; Fungi; Microsporidia; Unikaryonidae.